This is a messenger RNA of Magallana angulata, 1605 nucleotides long. RefSeq names its product thrombospondin-1-like. NCBI's taxonomy places the organism in Eukaryota, Metazoa, Mollusca, Bivalvia, Ostreida, Ostreidae. Bases 57 to 1208 code for a protein of 383 amino acids. The transcript is spliced from 7 exons. The record is from RefSeq and is a predicted model, not a curated record.
AUUUCACCUUCACAUAGGUGAACUUGGCGCUUUUAUCUAGGAUUUUGUUUGUGAAGAUGACCAUGUUUCGACUUAUGUUUUUGAUUGGUCUUCUGUUCACAAUUUCUUUUUCUACCGCUGAGAAGCGGUUUUUACUUGAUGAUCUCCUAAAGAUAAAAACCAACGUUGAUCCAUGGCAAUCUUGGGGCCCUUGCACGGCAUCUUGUGGGGUUACAGGAACUAGAACCAGAAAACGUACUUGUCAUAACGUGAUAGUAAUAAUUGACAUAUCAAACGAGUGUCUCAUUAAUGGCACACAAACAGAGUCUUGUAUAGGAGACUGUCCUUUAACUUUAUCGCCCAAUAUACCAACAACAACAACACAAACAACAGUAGCAGCAGCAACAACAAAAGUGUUACCAGUAAUCGAUCUCUGGUCAACUUGGCAUGGUUCAUCCCACUGCAGUGUGUCAUGUGGUGGAGGGUUUAGAACACGAAGUCGAUCCUGCCAUCACCACCACUCAUGUGAUGGAUCGUCAACCAGGACUGAAUCCUGCAACACGCAGCCGUGUCCAGUUGACGGUGGGUGGUCUAGUUGGCAAAGUACAGCCCAGUGUAGUGUCACGUGUGGUGGGGGAGUGAUAAAACGGACUCGAACGUGCAACUAUCCGCCUCCAGCCAAUGGCGGCUAUCAAUGUCAGGGGAAAUCACUCAAGAGUGAACAUUGCAAUACAAACCCAUGUCCAGUAAACGGUGAAUGGUCAAGUUGGCAAAAUCCAUCGCAGUGUACCGUGACUUGUGGCGGAGGAUUGAGAGUACGAACUCGGUCGUGUACCAAUCCGACCCCAGCCAAUGGCGGACAGCAAUGUGUUGGUUUAUUUUUUGGAAGUGAAUCUUGUAACACGCACCCAUGUCCAGCCUCCUUGACUACGACCACUACGACGCCACCACCGACAACUAAGACUACCACUAAAUCAGCAACAACAACCACCAAACCUACAACAAUUAUUUUGCAACUGCCAACAACUACCAUUACUUAUCUGUCUCCACCAACUACCACAACAACUUUGCCACCACCAACCACAACCACCCCACCACAACCAACAAAAACCACUACUGUGACACCACCUACGUCUUCUACCUUCACAAUGCCGCCACAAACAACAACAAAGUCGACACCAACGACAACCAGAAAAAAGUUUUUUACAAUACGCGCUGUCUUCAAAUAAAGAGAAUAUGCGUUAUCAAUUAUUGUCAUAACUUGUCAGUUGUUUUAAUGUAAACGUAUUGUAUUUGGCGUGUGCGAUAUUUGGCGGAAAUAAGUUUUUGAACAAGUUGGCGUGGAUUUGAAUUGGCUUAUCCCUGAAUGUGACUAUUCUUAUACAUAGAUGUAUGGCAUUUAGCGAUGUACUUGAUUUAGCGGAGGGCUGCAUUCCGCCAAAAGCUCUAAAUAGAAUACACCGCCAAAUGUAGUUCGUUUACAAUAUAUCUUUAAGUAUUUAAGAUGAAAAAAUGUUUAUCAUGCAGGCCACUAAUGUGAACAAAAACGUGAAGUGAAUUUUUUGAUAAUUCCAGCCUUUUAUACAGUAGUCUCAAUACGCAUAGCUACUGGCUUUCUUUACAGUA